Cynoglossus semilaevis (tongue sole) is the source of this 10692-nucleotide messenger RNA. RefSeq names its product NHS-like 1a (gene nhsl1a). The coding region runs from base 3807 to 9185 and encodes 1792 amino acids. The transcript has 8 exons. The record is from RefSeq and is a predicted model, not a curated record. NCBI's taxonomy places the organism in Eukaryota, Metazoa, Chordata, Actinopteri, Pleuronectiformes, Cynoglossidae. Gene Ontology annotation, biological process: cell differentiation.
CUUUAACUUUGACUGUGGGCUAAUCUCCAGGUCCGAUGCGACAUUAAUUAAGUGUGGGACUUACAUAAACCCGUAGUAAAGCUUAAUGUAUUUAACCAUAUUCACCAAGAAGCAGCUGCAGUAUGUGGAACAGCAACGCAUGCGCAUAUGGGCCUCAACGUUUUCCUAUGGAGCAGCCAAUCAGAAUGGCGCUUUGGAAACAUUUCUGAAAAUAUUACUUUGUUCAAAAAUAAAUAAAAAAGAAAGUAAUGUCAGGAGUAGAUCUGAAGUAAACAAAUGUAAUCUGAAAUAAAAGUCGGGUGAUAACAAAAAACUCAAUAGUUUAGUAUAGAACAAAAAAUAUACAGUAAAUACAGAGCUAUAUUGCCCUCUACUGGAAUAAAAAAUUCACUGCAGCCUGAGGCCUAACGAACUUGAGGAACUAAUAUGAAACCGAUUUAUUUUUAUUUCAGUAUAUACACUACAAGUAUGUGGGCACCCAACUCUAGUUGAAGAAAUUUAUACUUUUGCUUCUGUGAAGUAUUUCCAGGUCGCUCUCCGGGACGUGAUGAAAUGUGAUAAAUAACAGGCAACAUUUCCCGUUUUAAAUGGUUAGGCAGAGCAAGGUGUCACCAAAUAGUGAUAUGCCAAAGCACAUCUCAGGAUUUCAUCCUUUGCAUUCUGAGUAUUGAUGAAAUAGACAGGAAACAAGUUUUCCAAUGUCCCGGCCUGAGGUUGAUGUCUUCCCCCUGCACCAUACUCACAUCCGUGGAUGUUUAUCUGACCCAGUUUUGGGAUUAAAGUUAACGUUAAUCUGCUGUAAUACGCAUGGAUACUUUGAAGAUCAUAUUUUAUCUUCCUAUUCUAAAAUUCAAUUUAAUAUAUGGACCAGAGUCCUGGACCAGACAGAUAUUUUUCCUUUUUUUUUUUUUAGCAUUUUCAAACAAAGUCAAGCUUUUAUUUCAGUAAAAUUAUUGUGGAUAAUCAGGUUUUAAAAAGCGAAAAGUCGAAAAAAAAAAUGACAGUCAAGAUUUUUUACAUAUAAAAUCGGUGAGUCCUUUUCCGUGUGUGUGUCCACCUGUAGACCUGGAUAAUCCCAUUUAGCAGAUUAGCGUAAGCAUGAUAGAGGGAGAAGGAGAAGAAGAGAGUAAACACAGACAAGGAAACCAUUUGUGGUUGUCAGUCGCCCUGGAUCUGGACUCAGGUCUGUGGAACUUUGAGAGUGAGGGGUUUUUGAUUCCGAGACCAUUAUUGUGAAAGGAUGAAAGGAGGAUACCUCUAAGAAGCCAAAUCUCUAUGCCGACAACAUCUUUGGAAGCUAAUUUUUUACAAAUUUGCAAAAUCUAAAAGACUGCUAUUUUGGUUGUUUCCUCGAUUUUUGUUGUUUCAAACCAAACUUUAUUAUGUUUGAUGAAAAAUCAUGUAACAUUUGACCACAUCACAGACGUUUGGCUUUCUCCAACUUUGUCAUGUAAAGCCAGACAUUUAUUUUGAAGGAAUGUUGUUAACAUAGUAUGAUUACUAUUAUUUUAGAUUUUUAGAUUACUUCUAUUUUUUUAACAGAACCAAAGUCUUGUAGAAGACGUUAUCCCUUCUUUAUAAAGCUGUGCUUUGAAUCCGUCAAAACUUUCAGCAUGAAAAAUUGGAUCAGGAAGGAAGCAGUCAUAUUGUGCUGACGUGUCUUUAAUCAUUGAUUGGUCAGCACUAGGAACUGUUAGCCAACAUGGAAUGUCUGGGUGGAGAGGGGACAGGGCCUGGUCUCACAUCACGCUGCUGGAACGCCAUACCUGAUGAAGAACUGGAAGAGCUCCUCCCCCGAAAGAUGUCCACCUUGCAGCCAAAGAGCAGUGGCAGUCUGCGGCGCCGUUUGCUCAGUGCCAAACUCCACCAGAACUGCAAUGCCGUUUGGAGGACGAAUAUGGGCAGCGUCAAUACUUACAACAAAGCCGAGUGUCCUGUGGGUGACAUGAAGCCCCUUCUAUCUCAGCAUCAUCACUCAGUAAACACUGGCAGCCUUUGGCAGCGUAGCCAGCAUUUACCAUCUCGCCCCUACAUUUACCCUUCCUGUGACCCAGAGACUCUUGGGAAACCAUUUCUGGCCCCGGAGGUUGAUGAGAAACCUUCUUUUCCUUUUCAGUCUCUACAAAUUCAGCUCCAACAUUCUGGCCAUCCUGUCAUCUCUCAGGGGUACAGUCCAAACUCAUUUCGGCCAGAGUCAUGCCCUUUGCCCCCUUUGAGGGAGCCACAGAGGCCACGGUACCAGUACCAGUCCAGCAGGAGGUACAGGUUUAGCAUCAAACAAUGGAGGAAGAGAAGAAACGCUGGACAGGAAGUCACACAGACCACCCCUCUUCUACCUAAAGGUAUGAUGUUAAAUCUCAUCCAAACUGCUAACAUUGAUGAUCCGCUUGAAUACACAUGAACCUUGUGCAGUUUGAUGACGUGCAAAGCUCUUACAAAGUAUUAGAUUGGUUGCCCAGCACCAAUACUGCUAUUGGUACAACCCUAAAAGAAGUGCACUGCUCUGGAGUCAGGAUUAGAGACAGAUUAAUGAAAGGGUAAGAGUUAAGUUUAGAGGUAUAUUUUUUUAUUUUUAAUGUUGGGGUAAAGGGGACAACUAAAUACAUUGUGUCUCUGUGAAGUACUGAAAAACUGUGUGUGUGUGUGUGUGUGUGUGUUAACAGGGAUUAGCUGUACCUCCAUAUGCUACACUAAUGGCCAAUACCUGAAAUAUAAACAAGGCUGACCAGCUGUCACAUAUUAGCUCCAGCUCUUACCUGUUUCUCAGAACUCUAACUGACGUAUAUCCAUUACCCAAUUAAAAACAAAUGCUAUUUCUUAGCUAGAUUUGCUGUCUGUUAGCUGCUACAGCUCAGGUUUCCCUCAUUCAAAUGGUGGAUGUUGACAACAGGGCUAUCUUUGAUGGAAUGACAGGAAGUAGUAUUGUAGAUUGACAAAUGAUGUCAUGUGUGUGUGUGACCUACUUUCUUUUUAAGGAUCAAACUAAUUAAAAGGGAGGAAGAAAGUAGAAUAAUUAGCUGCUCCGGUGGCCCAUAUCCACAACCCACAUCGGACUGGAACUGACCCACUUUGUUCAAAAAGGUGGUCCUUGUUCCUGGUACUAGUUUGUGUGGUGGAAACUGAAGCAGGUGCUUGUACUGUUCUUGUGUUGUCCUUGAAAGACGUAGUUUCUUCUACUUGCUAUGACAGAGGGUGUACAUGCAGUUGCUGCCUCGAGGUCACUGUUCUUUUUUGCAGUGAAAACCUUCAGUGACAUGUUCACAAACUGAUCAUUGUUUUCACCAUCACUGACUUAAAACACGUAGAGAAUAUAUUUUAGCUCACGCAGGGACACAGGGGCUGCUGGUCUGGUGGAGGUAAAUUAGAACAUAGGACAUAGAAUUUCGCAACAUGACAUCUUUGAACACAGUCGUUGAGGCAGCAGUGGAUCAAACACUGCAGUGUCUGCGAGCUAACAUGAAUUUCACUAUUGACUUUGGUCUGGGUCUUUUUCCCGUGCGCCAAAAUCUAUUGCUUUUGGGUGCUUGUUGCAGUGUUUGUGGAUAACCUUCAUCACCUCAUCACACUCACACGCACGUUGGCUUUCUGCCAACUGUGUGUGUCUGAGAGACUAGGAGUGAAAGGGCGAGAGACCUAGAGAUUGAACAGUCGGAAGAAAGAGAGGGAGAGUGGGAGGAGAGUGAUAUUGCAGUGAGUGGAGCUGCAAUGCUGCUGCUGCUCACUCGCCCUACACACACACACACACACUCCCUCGCUGUCUGCUGCAGCAUUAGGAGUGUGUAUGUGUGAGUGUGUGUGGAGUCAUCAUGGUUUUAAUCGGAGCUGCGAUCAAAUCUGUUCUGCAGUACUUCAGUAAGACUAGAGCAACAGGCGACAGUAAAUGGUCGGUCCACUUCACUACCCAGAAGCAGAACCAGGAUCUGGUCUUUGUACCUGCAAAGAGACGAUCUGGCAGCGCAGAAGACCUGAGUGUGUGUAACAGUCUGCUGACUCAAGAACAUGUCUCUGUGGAAGCACACCUCCACCAACCAGGCUCCACCCACUCUCCCUCCUCAUACGGCCUUCUGGACCAGUCAGAAGGCACAAGCAGCAACAUCAGCUGGAAAAAUAGAAGCAGAAAAAUGUCUUCUACGUCUUCGCACAAGGACGAACAGUUCUUCCUAAACCACGUCCGACCAAUGACUCCUUUGGUCCUGAACCCAGUUCACCUCAACAGCAGCUGGGACGACUUUGUACCUGCCGAGAAACUGGCAGGUAACCUGGAGGUGGAACCAAACUCUCGACUCCCAACCCCAGAGGAGAAAACGAGAUGGCAGUCGGAGGCAGUUCCUAGUGAUAUCGUACCGAUCAAUAUCACUGGUGAGAGUUUUGAUCGUCAGGCAAGUUUCAAGAGAACCUGCUCCAAUGUGGACUCUAUGACUCGCCAUCCCUCUAAACUCAUUCGCCACAAGACAGUGAAUGAGACUCCUGAAACCAUUAACAGGAAGCCAGCUUUUCCAGAUCCAUCCUUAGGUGGUCCUGGUCAGCUCUCUGUAGUAGUACAACCUUUUCCCUCCUGCACCUCCUUAGAUCAACAAAAAGAGGAAGAGAAGACCGAAAUCAUGAAACUCGAGCAGUUAUCAAAAGGGAAGAUUCAAGCACCAAAGCAGGAAGUGAUGUUGAGCAGUUACAGACACCAUUCACUGCAUCUUGACCUGUCUACAAGAGUCCUACCACAACUAAUUUCAUCUUCUUUACCUUCUACUCCAAGCCACAGCCUGGGACCAGAAAGGCCUCUUUCCCACUAUUCCUGCUCCCUUACAUCAAUCCCAGUCUUAGAAUCUCACUUUGAUCACCAGUCUUCCAAUGGACUGACUCCAUAUCACCAACACCAGGAUAAUGCUGAAGGGUGGAGCUACAGACCCUUUUCUCAAAGCUCAAGUGUCCAAAGUGAUUGCACUGGGCAGAAGUGGAAGGAAGGUUGCAAACCCCUUCUGUCUUCUGGUCACUCCUCACCAGCAUACCCUGAUACCACUUCUCUGUAUUCAGGUAGGACUACCUCCUCUAAAUCACUACAUCAGGUGAAAAGGACCUCCUCAUCCUCAUCCCACUCCUAUACUGGGAGAAUAUCCCUCCGUAAGUCUAAGCGCCCGCCUCCUCUACCUUUACGUUCAGAUUCUCUAAGGCGCCGGCCAGGUUGUAGUAAAUCUUCACUUACCUCCUCCAGUACCCGUCAGGAGCCUAAUACAUCUCCUCAUGACAUUUGUCUUGAUCCUUGGGUUCCUCGUGGAAAUGCCAAAAUACACCAGAGUGGCAUGACCUGCACAACAAACGUAGCCUUUGAGUCCUCAGACCUUGAGGCAACACCAACUGAUGAGGUGGAGAUGCUGACAUUUAUUCACACAUCUACCAGCAACUCCUCUGAUCUACCACACCUUGCAUCUCCUUCUAGUGGCUACUCAAGUGACUCCAACACCCCCUUAACUGGAACUCCCUUGUCCUCCCCUCUUACUCCUCCCUUCUCUAUUACACCAUCUCCAGGAGUUUUCUCCCAUCAACCCCCAUCCCCCCUUACCUCACCAAACAUAUCUAACCCUCCUGUGUCGCUUCCAUUUACCUUACUGCACAGGAAGAACUCUUGGACUGAAGGAAAACAAAAACCACCAGUUCCAGAGAGGAAAUCAUCACUUGUCUCCUCCCACUCCUCUACCACCUCUCUAUCCUCCAGUAUGUCUCCAGAAUACUCUUGUAAGGGCACUCUUCUUCUUUUGCCAUCUGCACCUGCUUCUCCUCCAAUACCAGAGCGUAGCUCCUCUGAAAAGGCUUUAAUCCCCUGUACCUACAAUCAGGCUCCACCUGAUCCUAUUGAUCCCUUCCUGGUGUCUUCUUCUUUUAUUGAACUUUCUGUUGCUUCUACCAGCACUACUUUUUCUCACCUUUUCACUUCAUUAUCCCCUACACAACCUUCAUGCCCAUCUACCAUUUCUCCUUCUGUCAAACUCUCUUUAGCUCCUCCUGCACCACCUUCUCCUCUUCCUUCACCCUGGCAACUUGCUUCUGCUACGUAUGACCAACUCAAUGGAGCCCAAUCUUUACCACCAUUUUCUCUUCCACGCACAACAUCAUCUCCUCCAUCCUCUGCCAAACUUUCUGAAAUGUCUUUUCAGCCAUCUCCUUUUCUUUCUUACUCCAGCAAACCUGUUCCUCCUAUUUCUGGACCUUCUGUAGCUCCUCUUGUUACUUAUUCUACUACGUUGCAGGAACUUGUAGCCCCUCAUCAAACAAUUCCACCGAUAUCUCUCUCAUGCAUGCCUGAAGCUUCAUCUCUGUCUUCAGCUGGACCUUUACUUCCCCCUCUUCCACUACCUCCACCUCUUCCUCCAUUGUUUCUGCCGAUGGCAUGUUCUCCUUCUUCUGCCAAAGUCUCUGUAUCUCCUCCUCCACCACCUCCUCUUCCUCGUCCCUGCUUACCAAUCUCUACCACCCUCUCCUUCUCUGCAACUCCUUUUCCACCACCUCUAUCUCCUUCUCCUUUGUUCCUUCACAUGUCUCCCCUUUCGUCUGCUAAACUGUCUGGAGAUCUUUCUCCACAACAUCUAUCUCUUACUCCACUACCUUCCUCUCCUCAAACUUCUCCCUCUGCUCCCUCUUCCAACAUUUCUACACCUUGUCCUUUUCCUCCUUUAUGCCCGACUACAGCUCUUAGUCAUUGUUCUACCAAACUCUCUGAACUAUCUUUGCAUCCAUCUCUACGUCUUUCUUUAACUGCUCCACCACUUCCACCACCUCCUCCUUUACCAUUUUCUUUUCGCCCUUCUCCUCCUCCUUACUCAUAUGCUGUCAGACAGAGUCCCCGUAAUUCCAUUGUUUUAGAACAGGUAAUUUCUGGUGAAAAAAUGAAAGGACUUCUGGCUACCAACUGUGUUUCAAGAGACAUUAAUCCGAAUGACCUUUCUAAUAUUGAUGUUAAGAUAGGUCAAGUUAAUGUUGGUCCCCUCGUUUCAGAUCAGUUUCAAACUAAACACAAAGCAGAUGAAAAGAAUCCUUGCUCUGCUAACAGGAAUACAAGUAUAACCAUUUUAGUGUCAAAAGAAAACCUUAUUAUCUCUGAUCCUGAUUGCCCAAGGGUGAAAAUGUCAUCCGACAAAGAACAUUUUGAUGAACCAUGUCUCCAGGAAGAACAAGAAAUUAAACUAUCUGCAGAGGAACCACAAAAUCCAGAACUUUUUUGCUUGGCAAUGUCUUUAGACUGCACAAUCUCAGCAUCAAAUCAAAACAAUCUCCAAGGAAAAGAGAAAGAAAUUAAAAACCUGUCAGAGAGAAACCAUAGUGUAGCUAGUUUAAAAGAGUACCCGAAAGAAACGACAAGUCAUCCAGUCAAUCCUAGGUUUCCACAGAAGCCAGUCUUGCCCAAAAAACCUGAUCUUUGCAUUCUUGGGCUUAGCUCAUCUCCUAAAGCCAAACCAGAACCUAGAGAAAAGAAACCUACAGAUGUGGCCACAAUAUCCUGUUCUGGGCUUCAAGCAUCAUACCUUGAUUCUACAAAACAGACAUCAGUACACUUAACAGAUAGCACCUAUGGGUCACUGGUUGGAUCCAUUAAGUUGGAGAAGUCACCAGUGCUGCACAAGAAGCCAAACUUAAACCUACCAAAGGAGCUUUUUAGGCCUAAGAAUAUUCUUGAAGAUUCCGAGAGUAUAUUUGAGACUACAACAGGAAAAAUCAUAGGCACCAAUAGCACCUUGGAGGACUGCUUUAUCUCAGAGGCUUUAAGCACCCGUAGCAGUUCAUGGAACAUCAAUGCCAUAUCUCGACCCUGGAAAUCCAUGGAAAAUUUAAGCACCCUAGUGAACUCAGGGACCCAUGACAGUGACACCCAAAUAACAGUAACAGGCCCAAGUAGAACAUGGAACACACAAGAAACAUCACUGCUAAAUUGUGACCCGAAUACUAUGACUGAAACCAUGUGCACAGAGCCUUUGGAGAAUUCAAGCAUCUUAGGAAACUUGAAGGCACCUGGGAGCAGUACCCAGACCAACUGUGGUUCGUUGAUCAAGGAUGAAGAAGAAAACAAGAAGAUGGAAAAAAGACAGACUCCCAUGAUGAUCCCAAUGAAUUCAUCUGAAAAGAAAAAAGCCAGGAAGAAGAGAAAGAUGCGGGUGAAGAGGCAACUCCUAAUGAUGUCAUCAACUUUUGAAGCCUUCCCCUCGUCUUUAUCACCAUGCUCUUCUUCAGGAGAAGAACGUGAUGUAACUAAAAAUGGAACUGAUCAGACAGAAGACGUUGCAGUCACAUUCACUCCACAGAUGAGUGACUCUGAAGUGUCCUGCACUGAUCAGACCCAGUCCUGCCUCAGCAGUGCGCUGUCCACAGAUAGACUUUCAGAGGAUCUGUCAGUUCCAGACCUACUGAUUCAUGAAGAAGAGCCAGAAGAGGAGGAAAGAGAAGUUGGUUGGAAUCCAGACGACAACCAAUUUGUCAGUAUCUCAGCUGAUCAGAUGUUUGAUUCUGGUAAACCACGAACCACGGAGGAUCUGUUUGUCGCCAUCCACAGGUCCAAAAGGAGGAUGCUAGGAAGAGGAGAUUCCUUCUCUGCUUCUUCUUGUUCAUCCUUCUCUUCCCCGAGCAUCCCAAAUGAAUAUACACCUCAUUUUCAAGACAUAGUUCCCAAGAAGUCCAUGACGAGUGACAGCUUCAAGGCGCUUCUGCUGAGGAAAGGUAGUCGUUCGGACAUAUCGUCACGAAUAUCUGCUGUAGAGCGGCUUUGCAAAGCUGCUCCUUAUGCAAAUGUCAACAAUGGCGGGAAGAGUACAUCGUUGUUGCAAAGGCCACUAGAGCCAUUCCAAGAAGAACUCUUGAUCUCCUCAUUUACUCUGAACAAACUCAACCCAGCUCUGGAAACAUCAGUGUCUGCAAAUUCUCCAAGAUUUUCUUGGAUAUUAGGACAAAGAUAUCACGGAAAGACUUCCUCCUUGUCCUCCCCGUUCAUCUUUUUCUCCUCCUCCGGCCGACCUCGCUCCCUUACUCCUCCCUGCUCCAGCAGCCGGCACUUUGCUGCUCGUUGCCGCCUUCACGCUGCACCAAUGACAGCCAUAUUUGAAGGGAGAAAUGAAGAAGAGGAAGAAGAGGGGGAUGUCAUUCCUACAGAAACAUGUGAUGGAGAAGUCAGACAGUGCUUGGUGGAGAUUUCCAAAUGGGAACAGUAGGAUUUUAUAGGAAGUGGAUCUGCUCUGUGAUGUCUCAUCUUCUCAUCUCAUCAAAGUGUUGUUGUGCAUCAUCUUGCCAUGCCAUCAGUUUUACAGUUAGGUGGGUUUUUUUUUUUUCAAACUCUGGCAACUGGACGUAGUAGGUUAGUAGGUGGAGCUACUAACACAAAAUAUCAUGUGUGAUGUGUAAAUCAGUUUGAAUCAUAAAACCACCAAACCUGGUUUAACACAGCCUACGCGCUUUAGCAUCAAUCCUACCGUGUCAGGAGGAUCAGAAUCACUGCUAGUCCAAAUAUUUUCGCCCUCAUCCAUACUGACUAUUAAAGUUUUGGGCUAGUAAAUAAAAAAAUAUUCUUAUUCAUUACUCAUUGUCUGCCCAGGUGAAAAACUUUACAAGUGAGAUCAACAAAAUGGGUUCUCAUAAAAAUCAGCUGUGUCGACAGCAAAUGCGGCCUUUACUGGCUGCCACAUUUUUGUUAUUUUUGUAGAGAUUCCUUCAAGAUCACCUUGUCUUGGUAAAUGUUUGAUCCUUAUGUAGAGCACAAUCUACAUACAGGUCACUUUCAGAUGCUCCCAAUUUAUCUUCUUAUAUAGCUACACAAAGAUUUACCUCAAACUGUUCGCAAUUUCAUCUUUUAUUGUUUGGAUGCAUUCAUCCAUUUUGCUUAAAGCUAAUUCACUUUUGUUUUAUACAAUUUUCUCAUUGUUAUUGUUAGGAGUGUUAGACCAUUAAGUCAAUGCAAUUGCAUUGAAAGUAAACUUUUAAUCUCCCAAAAUGUAUGCAGACGCAGACGAGUCAUGAUAACUGUAGCACAUUAUUUAUUUAGCUGUAUAUGCGCCUUGAUAAUCCUUAAUUCUGAAGCAAUCUAUUAGGAGUAAAAUAAAAUCAAGAUUUUGAAUUUUUUAGGAAAUUGCAGUAAAUACUCACUGUGCUAGAUACAGAUUGGUGAAAGUAUAGGUUGUUAAAAAUGCUGUGAUAUAUAAAUAGAAAAAGUUUAUACAUUCAAAAAAUAAAGAAUAACUUCUAACUAAUAAACAAUACUCGCUUGUUUGUUUUUGUUCCAUAUGACCGUUAGACCUCAUCUUCAUUUAAUUUGAUAAAGCUGGACGUCCAACAGUGGAUGGUAAUUUUACAAACACGCUCUUUCUUUCACAUUUGCUCAGAUUGACCUCGGUGACGUGAACUGACAACAGGAGGCAGCAGCUGAUAAACAGCUUUUAUCUUCCUUUGAGCUAAAAUCACUAAUUUUAUGGUUGUUCUCUAGGGCCAUGGUGUGGAAGAGUGAACCAAUAGAAAAAAUGUGUUAACAAGUGUCUGUAAACGUUGCCUUGUUUCUGCACUGGCUGCAGUAUGACUUCGUAGCCACAGAGUGGUGUCGAUGUUUCUGUCCCCUCAUCUGGUCUGACUUAGUAUCUGGUGUCUGCUGUCAGACGUGACCAAAUGGAAUUUAAAAUUGUGUUUUGGUCUUCAAACUUUUUUUUCACGUUCAUAUAGAUAGAAAAUUAG